Messenger RNA from Cordyceps militaris CM01, 1392 nucleotides. RefSeq lists its product as uncharacterized. The transcript has 2 exons. Lineage: Eukaryota; Fungi; Ascomycota; Sordariomycetes; Hypocreales; Cordycipitaceae. Bases 1 to 1392 code for a protein of 463 amino acids. The record is from RefSeq and is a predicted model, not a curated record.
AUGAAAUUCGUUCGAGGGAACACCUCGAUUCCAAUCCCAGAGGUUUUCCAUUACUGCACAGACAAAUCAAACGAUGUCGGGGUGCCAUAUAUUCUGAUGAGUAAAGCGUCUGGGAUCGCCCUCGCUGCACACGACUGGCAAGCGCAGCGCCUCUCAAGCCCGCAGCACACACUACAAACACAGCCGAGAAAGACGAUGCAUCAUGACGACAGAAUGAAGGUCAUGCAACAGUUGGGAUACUAUUCGUCGCAGUUAUACCAACUUCGAUUCCCGAGUAUUGGGUCGCUCUUUGAAGGCGCCGAUGGAGCUUUCGGCAUCCAGCAAUGCUGUUCUCCUGGACAUCUCUUUGAAGGUCGCGAUAGUAUUCAAGAAAUUACGCGCGGUCCUUUCACCUCCUCGCGGGAGUUCUACACAUCGCUUGUGGCUGCUCUACAACUCCAUGCGGAGCAGCUUUCAAUGGGCCAUCACUUAUUUAUGGCUCCAAUCCCAGUUCCUCAAGAGUAUACCAAUAUAUCAGACUACCUUCUUGCAACAGAUUCUUGGAACGACUUCGCCAUCCUUGGAGGUAAGGUGGAGUCAAGUGAGAACCGCCUACAAUACAGCAUUACUGGCCACUUUCUACGUGAUGCUAUCAUACCUCUACUAACAGGGGAGAGAGAAGAGCAAGGAGCUGGGUUCCCACUCUGCCACCCAGAUCUUAGUGACCAGAAUAUCUUUAUUGACGAAGAGUUCAACAUCACCUGCAUUAUCGACUGGGCAUUUUCAUUUACUGUUCCUCCUGCCCAGCUCUGUACGGCCCCUGGUCUCCCACAUCCCCGAGACGUGGUAACCGAUCCUCGACUCCAUGACGCCUAUCGUGAUGGCUUUUCUUACGACGCAAACGCCGAUCGUGAUAGCUUUUCUCACGAUGCACACACCUGUGUCCAAUCAAAUCCGCUUCCGCGAGAUUGGAAUACAGGCGCCGCGAUCUCCCGAUUUUUACGAAUUGUUUAUAUGGAUAGUCUACAGGACUAUCACCAUCUAGAAGCACUUUGCGCACUCUGUUUCGAUGGUAAACCCUUUGAUCUACCGAGUAUACUCUCCAGGCAGGCCCUGACACCCGAUGCCAUCAAUUUACGGGAGCUCCUCGCCGCUGAUGAUGACCCGCAAGAAUUGACGCGCCGGCGUGACACCGAAUACUUUCAGGCCGUUGGCCCUACCCGUCUAGCUGUCGCUCGAAAAUUGACGCUUGCGUAUGAGAGAAACGCUCGAUUUGUGGCGGAUUAUCGCCUGUGGAAAUGGGUUGGCGCUGUCUACAGGUCUUCUCUCGAGUCAUGCGUCCGAGAGGAUUGCUAUCGCCUCGAAUCUCGGCUGCGAGGCAGAACUACGAGACAAGUAGAACUCGCGGCAUAA